Messenger RNA from Schistocerca piceifrons (Central American locust), 519 nucleotides. RefSeq lists its product as uncharacterized. The transcript has 2 exons. NCBI's taxonomy places the organism in Eukaryota, Metazoa, Arthropoda, Insecta, Orthoptera, Acrididae. The record is from RefSeq and is a predicted model, not a curated record. The coding region runs from base 1 to 519 and encodes 172 amino acids.
AUGUCCAUGGCGUGCAGCGCGCGCAGCGAGUCCAGCAGCGCGCUAUCUCCAGAGCUGCGCACCUCCAGCGGCUCGCCCACCACCUGCACACCGCCACCACGUCCGCUCACUGCCGCUGCCCUCACUACAGUGCGCUGUCGCUGCUGCAAAGGGACGGCUGGGCCCAAGGCAGGCAGCCGCAGCGGGGCGUCUGCGGAGGGCGCGCCUCCAGCUCCAGCUGCAGCUGCAGCUAGGGGCCCGGGGCUGCGGCUGCGGCUGUGGCUGGGCGGCGGGCUGUCGUCGCGGUCCCUCUGCGGCGGCGACGGCGACCCGUCGUCGGAGCUGCUGGAGGGCGGCGGCGGCGGCGAGGGCGGCCGCGUGGCCGUGGCCUCGGCGCCCGGCGCCGGGAACUGCACGCGCCGCGGCGACCGCAGCGACGACUUGAGCGGCCCGCCCGUGUACACGCGCGAGUACGCCUCGCCCGCCGGCGUCUGCGUCACCUGCGCCACACACCUCGCGCUCACCAUUCGGUCCUGCUAA